This is a messenger RNA of Microthlaspi erraticum, 3981 nucleotides long. The record is from the annotation of a GenBank genome assembly. Lineage: Eukaryota; Viridiplantae; Streptophyta; Magnoliopsida; Brassicales; Brassicaceae.
AUGACGUCAUCCCAGUUCCACAAAUCAAAGACUCUCGACAACAAAUAUAUGCUGGGAGAUGAAAUUGGGAAAGGAGCUUAUGGUCGAGUUUAUAUAGGAUUAGACCUGGAGAAUGGAGACUUUGUGGCCAUUAAACAAGUCUCAUUGGAAAAUAUUGUUCAAGAGGAUCUUAACACCAUUAUGAACUUGAACCAUAAAAACAUUGUCAAGUAUCUUGGUUCGUUGAAGACAAAGACUCAUCUUCACAUUAUUCUGGAGUACGUUGAGAAUGGCUCUCUUGCAAACAUUAUCAAACCGAAUAAAUUUGGACCUUUCCCAGAGUCGUUGGUGACUGUUUACAUUGCACAGGUCUUGGAAGGUUUAGUAUAUCUGCAUGAGCAGGGUGUCAUACAUCGUGAUAUCAAGGGUGCUAAUAUUUUGACAACGAAGGAGGGUCUUGUUAAGCUUGCUGACUUUGGAGUUGCCACUAAACUAAACGAGGCUGAUGCUAACACUCACUCAGUGGUUGGAACUCCUUACUGGAUGGCUCCUGAGGUUAUUGAAAUGUCAGGAGUUUGUGCUGCUUCUGACAUUUGGAGUGUUGGAUGCACUGUUAUCGAGCUUUUGACAUGUGUGCCUCCUUACUAUGAUCUGCAACCCAUGCCAGCUCUCUUUCGUAUUGUUCAGGAUGAUAGCCCUCCUAUUCCUGAUAGUCUCUCUCCAGAUAUUACAGACUUUCUACGACAGUGCUUCAAGAAGGAUUCGAGGCAGAGGCCUGAUGCGAAGACACUGCUCUCUCACCCUUGGAUACGGAACUCUAGACGAGCAUUGCAGUCAUCUCUUCGGCAUAGUGGAACCAUCAGAUAUAAGAAGGAUACUGCUUCAAGUUCAGAGAAGGAUGGUGAAGGUAGUCAAGAUGUAGCUGAAAGCCUCUCAGCAGAAAAAGUGGGGAUGUCAAAAACUAACUCGAAAAGCAAAUUACCUGCGGUUGGUGCGGGGAGUUUUAGGUCUGAGAAAGAUCAGUCUUCAGCCAGUGAUCUUGGUGAAGAAGGAACGGAUUCAGAAGAUGAUCUUAUGUCAGAUCAAGCUCCUACUUCGUCUAUCCAUGAUAAGUCUUCUCUUCAGUCUGGUUCUUGCAGUAUAUCUUCGGAUGCAAAGGAAACAUCUGAACAUGAUGAAAUACCUGAAACGGAAGCUUCUGAAGGUAGAAGAAACACUUCAGCAGCAAAGCAUGUUGGAAAAGAAAGUUCCAACCAGGCGGAGCAGAGAUCACAUAGCUUUAACCGGAAAGGCGAAGAUCGUGGCCAUAGAAAGGCUGUCAAGACUCAAUCUAGUUUUGGUGGGAACGAGCUGACUAGAUUUAGUGAUCCUCCUGGGGAUGCUUGUUUGCAUGAUUUGUUUCAUCCACUGGAAAAAGUUCCUGAAGGAAAGCCAAAAUUAGCCUUGACGUCGAUGCAUACGUCAAAUGUCAGUCAGGGUGACUCUCCUGUCGCAGACGGUGGGAAGAAUGACCUGGCAACAAAGUUGAGGGCAAGAAUUGCUCAAAAGCAGAUGGAGGGUGAAACAGGGAAUUCAAAUGAUGGCGGUGAUCUUUUCCGCUUAAUGAUGGGUGUUUUGAAAGAUGAUGUUAUUGACAUUGAUGGCUUGGUAUUUGAUGAAAAAGUACCAGCGGAGAAUCUUUUUCCUCUGCAGGCAGUUGAGUUCAGCAGAUUGGUGAGCUGUUUAAGGCCAGAUGAAACAGAAGAUGCAAUAGCAAAUUCUUGUCAGAAACUUGCUGCCAUGUUUCGUCAGAGACCUGAGCAGAAAGCAGUGUUUGUGACACAACAUGGUUUCCUCCCUCUUAUGGAUCUACUUGAUAUUCCUAAAUCUCGAGUAAUAUGUGGCGUGUUGCAGCUGAUAAACGAAAUUAUAAAAGAUAACAUCGACUUCCAGGAAAAUGCUUGUCUCGUUGGUCUUAUUCCUGUGGUAAUAAGUUUUGCUGGCCCUGAGAGGGAACGUUCUCGAGAAAUUCGUAAGGAAGCAGCCUACUUCUUGCAGCAGCUUUGUCAGUCAAGCUCCUUAACAUUGCAAAUGUUCAUAGCUUGCCGUGGAAUACCCGUUUUGGUGGGAUUUCUUGAAGCAGAUUAUGCCAAAUACAGGGAGAUGGUUCACUUAGCUAUUGAUGGGAUGUGGCAGGUGUUUAAACUCAAAAGAUCGACUCCAAGAAACGAUUUCUGCCGUAUAGCUGCAAAGAAUGGGAUUCUUCUUAGGCUAAUCAACACUCUUCAUAGCUUAAACGAGGCAACUCGACUGGCUUCUAUGUCAGGAGGCGCAUUGAUUCCUGAUGGUCAAACUCCACGAGCAGGCUCUGGUCAACUCGACUCAAACAAUCCUAUGUUUAGUCAGCAUGAGACUUCAUUCAGUGUCUUUGAUCAUCCUGAUGUGUUGAAAACUAGGCAUGGAGGUGGUGAAGAGCCUUCUCAUGCUUCAACUUCAAAUUCUCAAAGAUCAGAUAUUUACCAACCAGAUGGCUUGCACCUAGAUGGUGAUAGGCCUAGAUUAAGCAGUGUUGCACCAGAUUCCACGGAAGAUGUUAGACAACAGCAGCAGCAGCAUAGGAUCUCUCUCUCUGCCAAUAGAACAUCGUCGACAGAUAAGCUUCAGAAGCUGGCAGAGGCUGUGUCUAAUGGCUUUCCUGUUACUCAGCAAGAACAAGUCCGGCCUUUGCUUAGCUUGUUGGAGAAGGAACCUCCUUCAAGACGUUUUUCUGGUCAAUUGGAUUACGUAAAGCACAUCUCUGGCAUGGAGAGACAUGAAAGUAGACUUCCUCUUUUGCAUUCUUCAAUCGACAAGAAAACCAAUGGAGGAGGAGACCUUGAUUUCCUGAUGGCCGAAUUUGCAGAGGUCUCUGGACGUGGAAAGGAAAACGGAAAUCUUGAUGCUACGCAUAGAUAUUCCAGUAGAACGAUGACAAAGAAGGUUAUGGCUGUUGAAGGGGUCGCUUCCACAUCUCAGACAGCAUCUGGUGUACUGUCAGACCUCGCAAGAGAAUACCUGGAGAAAGUGGCUGAUCUCCUUCUUGAAUUUGCUCGAGCUGAGACCACAGUAAAGUCAUACAUGUGCAGCCAAAGCUUACUCAGUCGUCUUUUCCAGAUGUUCAAUCGUGUAGAACCUCCUAUUCUCUUAAAGAUACUGCAAUGCACCAAUCAUUUAUCCACUGAUCCGAAUUGCUUGGAGAAUCUUCAGCGUGCAGAUGCAAUCAAGCACUUGAUCCCUAACCUUGAGCUUAAGGAUGGGAAUCUUGUUUGUCAGAUCCAUCAUGAGGUCCUGUGUGCACUAUUCAACCUGUGCAAGAUAAACAAGAGGAGGCAAGAACAAGCGGCUGAGAAUGGAAUCAUACCACACCUGAUGCUUUUCGUCAUGUCGGAUUCUCCUCUGAAACAGUACGCAUUGCCACUACUGUGUGAUAUGGCUCAUGCGUCUCGGAACUCAAGAGAGCAGUUAAGGGCUCACGGCGGUCUGGAUGUUUACCUGAGUUUGCUCGACGAUGAAUAUUGGUCCGUGGUGGCCUUAGAUUCAAUUGCUGUCUGCUUGGCGCAAGACAAUGACAACCGCAAGGUGGAGCAGGCGUUGCUCAAGAAAGAUGCAAUUCAGCAAUUAGUUGACUUCUUCCAGAGCUGUCCAGAGAGACACUUUGUCCACAUACUGGAGCCAUUCUUGAAGAUUAUCACGAAAUCAUCUCGGAUCAAUACGACAUUGGCUGUAAAUGGAUUGACUCCGUUACUAAUUUCAAGGCUAGACCACCAAGAUGCAAUUGCUCGGCUUAACCUCUUGAAACUCAUAAAGGCUGUGUACGAGCACCAUCCAAGGCCAAAGCAGCUGAUAGUAGAGAACGAUCUACCUCAGAAACUGCAGAAUCUGAUAGAGGAGCGACGUGAUGGACAACGUUCAGGAGGUCAAGUUCUGGUCAAGCAAAUGGCAACAUCACUCCUCAAAGCACUUCACAUCAACACCGUCUUGUGA